AUGGCGGCUGCUGAAGCAAACACUCCAGCAAGGACGGACAAGACCAAGGAAAUCUUCCAGCGGUGGGACGUUCACGGCACCGGGGUCAUCACCCGAAAGAGGCUCACGGAGCUGCUGACGGAGGUGGCUGGCAAGAGCGUCACCGAGGAGGAGAUCGAGCGCUGCAUCGCCGAGGCAGACAAGAAUAAGAACGGGAUCAUCGAGUACAACGAGUUCAUCGAGUGGCUUCAACAACCCAUGGGCACCGUGCGCAUGGGCAGCCGGGGCUUGGAAUACUUCGACCUGGAGGCAUGCGUUCGCCCGCUCUACGAUGUCUACGACCAGAACGGAGACGGGGAGAUUUCCAUGGACGAGUUCAUUCAGUGCCAGACGAUUCUUCAGAAUUCCCUGGGGCUGAAGAGCAGCGUCUCCUUAGAGGAGCAGUUCAAGAAGGAGUUCGGCGCCAAAGGCGCGAGCUCGGCGGUGCUCAGCAACGAUCCCAAGCAGCUCUUCCUGACCGUGGAUGAGGACAAGAGCCGCAGCAUCACCUUCAAGGAGUUCCUGGAUUGGCAGCGCGCGCAGCUGGUGGCGGCGCGGACCCCUUCCAAGGAGCUGGAGGAGCUGCUGCCGGCCUUGGCGCGGCAGCUGAAGCGGGUCUUCAAGUUCGACGAGGAGUCGGAGGAGAGAGAGUGUGACUCGAGGGUCUUGCAGCGCAUCGUCGACAAUCUGGCCAAGUUCUGCGUGGAGAUUUGGUCCGAGAAGCAGGGGGAGGUGCAACCUGCGAAGCCUUUGGCCACGAUCACUGGAAAGGUCAGGCACUACACCAAUCGAUGGUCGGAGCCACCGGUGGGCCUGAACAUCAAGAAGCUCAAGGCAAAGUACUUGGCGACGGAGUCGUGCAUGAGCAGCAGCAGAGUUUUAGACAACAUGGACCUGGACCUCAUGGUCAUACCACAGCUUCAGGAAGGAGAGGAGAUCAACCCGCGCAGCCGUAUCUGGCUGGCGCAGAUCAUCCAGAAGGUCACAAUGCGAGAUGGGAAGGUGCGGUCCGACGAUCCAGUGUACUACGAGUUUACCUCUUUGUCCUGGAACAAGACGUCAGACGCGGUCUUCAAAUUUCACACCGCCUACGAUGCGUUGCCGCCGGAGCUGCGGAUGUUCUCGCUACUGAAGGCAGAGGCUGACUUUGGCAAUAAGCUGACCUGGAGCCAGAUCCAGCGUGUCUUCACCAGGACCAAGAGCCACGGGAUCCUGACGGUGGCGCAGCACCAGGAGUACAACGCCGCCAUGGAGCUGAGAGUGACGAAGGCCUUGAAGGAGGAGGACCUUCUGUCCGGGCUGACUCAAGAAGAGGCCAAGAGAAAGGUUCAGGACAAUCUGGUUGCAAUCACGCAGAGGCCACAAGACAUCAUGGCAAUGCUGAGUGACCUGAAGAUGCUGCAGGUGAGCUCUGUGUGGGCGGAUUUUAUGACAAAGUGA
Messenger RNA from Effrenium voratum, 1458 nucleotides. Lineage: Eukaryota; Dinophyceae; Suessiales; Symbiodiniaceae. The record is from the annotation of a GenBank genome assembly.